ACGUAUUUAGUGAUGCAUUAAUGUGUAUGUAUAUGAAACAUGAAUAUGUCAUUAAUUUUUACUCAAAAAGAAGAAAGAAAAGGAUAAAUUGAGCGAAUCGGCCUUUCUGGACAAGAAGCGUGUGAUCACCUCUUUACUCAUCCAUAGAUUUUCGUAGCGUCUCUCUCCUGGUUUUGUAAUCCCUUCUUCUACGAAAAUUUCCAUCUAUCGCCAUGGCCAAGAGCUCCUUCAAGUUGGAACACCCCCUCGAGAGGCGGCAGGCAGAAGCCUCUCGCAUCAGAGAGAAGUAUCCGGAUAGAAUUCCCGUCAUUGUGGAGAAGGCUGAAAGGAGUGACAUUCCUGACAUUGACAAGAAGAAGUAUCUAGUUCCUGCUGAUCUUACUGUUGGGCAAUUUGUGUAUGUUGUCCGAAAGAGGAUAAAGCUAAGCGCUGAGAAAGCAAUUUUUAUCUUUGUGAAGAACAUCCUUCCCCCAACUGCUGCUAUGAUGUCUGCAAUUUAUGAGGAAAACAAGGAUGAGGAUGGCUUUCUCUACAUGACUUACAGUGGGGAGAACACCUUUGGCUCCUCCUAAAUCUGCUCUGCAGUUCAAGAACUGCAGACUUGUACAUUAAUCUCAGAAAAAUUUGUAAAUUCGUAAUUUCUUGGGUAUCGCGUUCCAAUGUUAUGAACUUAAGAAUUCAAAGGCGACUGCAAAACUAGUACUCCGUAUUAUCUAUCUAGUACUGCAUUGAAAAGAUUGUGUUUUUCUUCAUCCUACUAUUCGUGGAGCGGUCUUUAGUGCCUUUAGUUGACCGG
Cuscuta campestris is the source of this 796-nucleotide messenger RNA. The record is from the annotation of a GenBank genome assembly. NCBI's taxonomy places the organism in Eukaryota, Viridiplantae, Streptophyta, Magnoliopsida, Solanales, Convolvulaceae.